GUGAGAGAGUGAACCAAGUUUCCAGCGACUGAGCCAUCACGGCGUAAAAACUUCUUUUUUUGAAAUGAACUCGCUUGGCGGCGGCGGACGGGGUUUAUGCGGAGAUAGAGAGCCGUGAUAGCGGGUUCGGGGGCCCGGUCCGGCCCGGUGCUCAAGCCGAAUAUGGGUCAGACCGCCGUGUCUGCCGUGUCUCAGACUGCAAGCGUUGAGGGACUGGAGAAAUCAACAUCUGUGGCCAGCUGCGACGUGGCGGUGGACAGCUCUGCCAAUGCCCAGAAUGCCCAUGCAUCACGGCAGCAGCGAGGCAAGCUGUCAACCCUGGGCAAACUUUUCAAACCCUGGAAGUGGAGGAAGAAGAAGACCAGCGACAAGUUCCAGGAUCUUUCAAAAGUUCUAGAGAGAAAAAUCUCCACUAGACAAACAAGGGAGGAGCUCAUCAAGAAAGGAGUUCUCAUCCCAGACCAAGAUGAACCAGUCAUCAGUGAAAAUCUGAACGGCCAUGCCACAUCCAGUUUGACGCCAGAGGAAGUCAAAGUCGACAUUGAGUCUCAAGAAACACUGCGGGAGGAACAGGCCACUGGGCCGGUCAGAACUGAGGAGAAACCAGAAAGGUCUGAUACUAAACCUAACACCCGGGCAAAUCAGGUGCGACCUCGAGAGACUCAAGCUAAAAAACAGCCAAGCGCCACUCCGCCCGCAUCAUCCAAACCUGCCGGUGGCACCGCAGCCACGGCAAAGCACAAGGAUGGUGCCUCUGGGGCUAAAAAGACAACUAAAACCACUGUCAAGAAUGGGUCGUCCACACAGGCUAAAGCUAACCCCCCACGGAACACUAACACGACUGGUCGCGGGACUGCCAAGUCCUCUCAUCCAAAGAAGACGGGAUGCACAACAAAAAGCACCACCACCUCCACCUCCGCACCUCGUUCUCGUGCGUCAAAGGACACUGGCUCUGCAGCACAGAAUGAAAGGACAGAUGCAAAGGCCAACCGGAAAUCAGACACUCCGACUUCAUCAUCUGUACUUCAAAAAGCCUCUGCAGAGACUCUUAACCCACCUGGAGACUUAAAAUCUUCUCCCCUUUCCUCAGACACCAAAAUUAUUUCAUCUAAAGUCUCAAGCAAUGACACAGGGGGAGUUCAGGGGGACUCUGUCCAAGAUCCUAAAUCUUCACCUGACGCAUCGCGUGCAGGUGAAGAUACCCAUAAAGGUGCGGUUCCUGGAACCACAAGCCAGUCUUCUCAUGUCAACACUGCUACAGAAAACACAUCAUUCGCAGAUGGAGAGGCACGCGGCAGCUCACAGAGCGGUAAACAGGAGAGGACAAAAGAGGAGGGAGGAGGAGGUGGAACGAAGAAAGGAGAAACAGAGAAUGUUGUUGAAAAUAGCCGGAGGUCAGCAGAGGAUGAAGCAGAAAAGCCGCAGCGACCCAGGGUAAAAACAGAGCAGGCCGAGGUGACCGUGAUACGCGAUAGGCCGAGAGACAGCCAAACUAGUGACUCUGAUUCUGACGGACCAAUCCUGUAUCGGGAUGAGGAGGAAGAAGAGGAGGAGGAAGACGAGGACUCAAACAACUCUCUUGCCAGCAAGAUCCGCCGACGAGACACCUUGAACAUUAAACUGGGGAACCGACCCAGCAAGAAAGAGCUGGAAGAGAAAAACAUUCUGCCACGGAGUUCAGAGACGGAGAGGCACGAGCUACGCCAGCAGAUAGGCAGCAAAUUAGUCAGACGCCUGAGCCAAAGACCAACCACAGAGGAGCUGGAGCAGAGAAACAUUCUCAAGCAAAAGAAUGAAGCAGAGGAGCAAGAAGCCAAGCAAGAGAUUAAAAGGAGGCUCACGAGAAAGCUGAGCGUGAGGCCGACAGUGGCAGAGCUCGUUGCUAGGAGGAUUCUUCGUUUUAAUGAAUAUGUGGAGGUAACGGACGCCAAGGAUUAUGACAGACGAGCUGACAAACCCUGGACACGGCUUACUCCUGCUGACAAGGCUGCUAUCCGUAAGGAGCUGAAUGAGUUUAAAAGCCGAGAGAUGGAGGUUCAUGAAGACAGCAAACAGUUCACCAGAUUUCAUCGGCCCUAAGUCUCCUCAAUGCCCCGUCGACGUCAGCGUCACGAGCUCUCUGGUCCACAUCUCCCAGCAGGCUCAGCUCAGUCCACUUCACUCUGGAACUCAGUCGACCUUUUUCACAGCGGACUUUUUGUCUUGUCGCAGCAGGAAAAGCACAGGUGUACUUUACAAAAUUUAAACGUGGCUGUGUUUCGUUCGGGUUAACCAGUUCCAAAACCUUGGAUGUGCGCUCAUACUUUAGAAGAGCGAUUGAUAGGAAGGUGACACUCUUAUUGAAGGUUGAUUCACCUGCAUUUUUCCUACUGAACCACAUCGGAAUAUCUUAUGUAAAAAAGCUCUGUUGCCCCCGAUGAAACUUUUAAGUCUAUCAUAACAUCUGUGUGUGUUUCAUGGCACCCAUAAAACAUUUGCACAUAUCCAAUGUCAGGAUAGUGGCGUGUAUUGUGCUCAGAUUAGAUUUAUUUAUUGCAGAGUAUCAGAACCAGCUGGUACACAAAAUAUUAUGUGUAUUUCUUUUUUUCUUUUUUUUUUGUAUGUUUUUGGUCAGCCCUGUAGUAGUGAAUGUGAGUGUACUGUAGAGUUUGUGUCCUUGCCAGGGUAUGCCUUGUCAACUGACAAAUGGCCAAAUAUGGGCAACUUCCUAGAACAGGAAGUGGGGUUGAUUGGAUAGUUUCAUGCUGAUGUCAGUGCCUAUGUCACAGAUCACAGGAGAGGAGAGGCAGUUUCCUCUGCUCAGAUGUUCCCCUCAGAGAUGAAUCAGAAAUACUGCAGUUCAUUUUUUUUAAAUCAUGCUUUAAGUUCUGCCACUAGAGGUCACUGUAUCCUAAGAGUUACAGAAGACGAUGGUGCACAUAGCUGAAGAAUAACCGCAAGUGUUAUAUUUAAAACUGCUAAAGUUGAGGGAGCCACCUGAGGCUUUAAUAUUGAAGUGCAAAUCCCAUUCUGGCCACUUCUAAUCCCUCAGCAUACUUUCCUGAUGAUACAUGAUGAUAACAUAUUAUCAUGUAUUCUCUGCUGGGUUAUGGACCUCUAAUCACAAAGUGCUGGGCUAGCUGUUUAGACGAUGUACUUAUUGUUUUCUUACUAGUUCUAUUACAGGCCUUUGGCUGGGGUGCUUAACUUGGCUCUUUAUUUGGUGCCAAAGAUAAAGCAGGAACCUGAUCGUAUGUAGGUGUUCUAAAUUGGAACGCUUACAGGUUUCAUUUUGUUGGGUGGACUACGUAGAGAACAGGCACUGAGAGGUUCAGCACUAGUAAUGAACUGCCCUCUUCUUUCAGAGAGUGAAAGAGUGCUUUCAUUUUCAUUUUCUUGAACAUGCUUUUGCAAUUUAGUCAAGUGACUUUAUUUUUAGAACACAUUUAAAAAGAAGAAAUGUUGACAUGAGUGCUUUGUGACUCUUGUGAUUAUAUCUUUACAUUUACAUUUUUUUUAACCACGAAUCAGAUUUAUUUGAUGGAUUUGUUCCACUUUUUGGAAAGUUAAUCUCCAGCCAUGUUAAUUAUUUCAAUAACAAAUUAUCAUUUUAGAUCAUUUUACAGUUUUGGUCAAUCAUUGGGAAAAUGUUUCAACUUUCAUGUGGUUGAAUAGAUGCCACAUUUAACGGAGUCACGAGGAUUUCCUUUGUUUAAAUGUGGAGCUAUGAAGCAUCUAGUGUGUGGAUUUGUGAUUUUUUUUUUUUAGCAAUCUGGCUCGGUUCGUUUGGUAACUAUUGGAUUUUGGGGGAUUUGUGGAUUUGCUGCCUUUAAGUGCACUGCCAGAUACUUGAGAUGCAUGUUUCGGAAAAAUGUAGAGGAUCCAUUAAAAGUGUUUUCUUUCUCCGAGAAUGCCAGAAUGUUUGUCUGAGCUUUAGUAAUAUUUUUGUCCCAUGCCUACUCGACAAGAGCGGAGAUGUUGGCUGUCGAGUGAUUGACAGAUAGAGCUUGCUGACCUCCAAAAGCCCGUGUUCUCAUAAUAGAGCCCCAACCUCCACAAACACUCGUCAUUCUUCCAAAUAGUAACUGAAAAGGGCAGAUUGAUUGUUUCCGCUUCUGACUGUGCGGGGGUUGCAAAGUGAAAAGAUGUAUAGCAAUGAAAAAGAAGCAACAGUAUUCAUGUUGAUGCCUAAGUUGCUCUUCAUAUAUAUAUAUAUAUAUAUAUAUGAAUAUACAUAUAUGUGUGUGUAUUGUACAGAAUGUAUAUCAAGCAUGUGCAUACAUUGAUAUGAAUUUUACUACCAAUAUAAUAUGAUACAACUUUGAUGUGAAUGUUUUAAAAUCAAAUUGUGUUGUUUUUUUUAAAUACUUUUUUGAUACCAUCUCCAGACACUGAUAAAGAAGUGAUUACAGCUGACCUGAAAGUGGUGCUUUUUAAUCAAUUUAUCAAGCACAGUCUUUAAUAAUAACCUACCUAUUUCAUACAUAGACAAAGAUAAUGAUCUCUGGGAAUAUCCGGUUUUAGAUUUAUUUCUACAAAUAUCCACAGUUCUAAUCUGCACAAACUAGAAAUCCUUUACAUAGUAAUAAUAAUCAUACUUGGUUUUAGAUAUUUAUAUAUAAAGAGAGAGAGUGUAUUGUAUAUGUAGAGUUUACAUAUGCUAAUUAGUUUGGAAAUAAAAACUAGAAGCUGAAGAAAGGAAGUAAAUAUGAGUUUGAUCCCUUACAGUCUGCCUGGGUGUGGCUCCAGCACAGGUGAACACGGUAAACACCGUCAGCCAAAGCUGCUGUAAAAUACCCAGGAAUUUUGAGCUUUUAUUACAAAUUAAAAGUCAUACAUCCAAUUGAGUUAGAGGCAAAUUGAUGUUUUGGUUUUUUCUAGGUUCAUAAACAUAUUUUACCUCUUGCAUGAGAGGCGUCUUUGGAGGUGGUCCUGAGAGUCUUUACUGCUUUCCAUUUAUCUCAAAAGUUGGAUGUCAGAGCUGGGAUUUGCAUCACUCCCGAGUUGAGCGUGUUCCAGUAGUAAAGUCGGAAAAAAACGGGAUUUGUGAUCAACGCAUUCAUUCUGAGUUGGAAAUCCGACUUUAGGAGAAAUUCCAUUUUCCAACUUUAGCUUGAACAUAAUAUCUAACCUACCCUGCCAUCGGAGGUGUUGGUAGGGUAACAUGAACCAAGAUGUGAAUCAAGAUGUGGUUCAUUGGGGUCACAAGUGUGUCAAGGUGUGAGUGGCCCAGGUGAACUUAAUAAAUUGCGUAAUGGGAGGGUGGGUCAACAACUCUCACGACUAUCUCCAAGGUGAUGACCUCGCUAGGGGCACACUGCUGCCCAUCCCACCAUGGUUGAGUAGCCUAACCCACGUUAUUAAUCAUUUACAGCCUGUAUACAGUCAAAUAAAAUUACAAUUAAACUGGUUAUUCAGGGUUAUCACUCAUGUACCAGUUAGGAAAAGUUUUAAUUGUUAUCAAAAUAAAUUAAAAACUUGGAAUUUCUUAGCAUUUACUCAAAGCUACAUUAUAGUGUGUUGUACAUAAUUUUAGCAAUUUAUACACUCAUCAAUCACAUUACAACCUCCUGUCUAAUCAUGUGUAGGACCUCCUUCUGCUGCCAAAACAGGUCUGACUCAUCAGGGUAUUGACACGGGACCUUUUGGGAUGUCUUGUGUUGUCUGGCAUCAGAACAUUGGCAGCAAAUCCUUUAGAUCCUGUCGGUUGCAGGUUGGAGGUGCCUCGUUACAACACACCCCACAAAGGUCCUGUCGGGGUCUUGAGCUCUUCGUUGUGUUCCUGUAAUUAGUUUUUGUUGAGUUGUAGGGUGCAUUGUUCAGCUGGGAGAGGCUCCUGGCAAUAGUGGGUUGUGAAGGCCAGAGUCCAAUAUUUCCCAGCAGUACACUGAAUUAUAACAAGAUGAUCAGUAUUAUUCGCUUCACCUGUUAGCAGUUUUUAAUGUCGUGGCUGAUAGGUGUACAUAUCAGUGCUAAAUAUGGAGGUUAAAAUGAAGCAUUACCAAAUGAGAAUAUUUAGAAACCUUCUCCAGGCAAAAGCUUAGUGUUAUCGCUUUUAGAACGGCUUUUUAAUAUUGAAACCGCUUACACCGAAAUACUUGCGUGGAAUAUCAACAGCAUUUAUAUCGUGCAUAAAUCCAUAUUUCUAUUCGAAAUUAGGAAUGUGGGUGUUAAGCUAUAACCACUUAAUUCAUCAGGAUUCAGAACGAAUCGUCUAAAAACGUUGAUGGGUGCCAUCUGUUUCAUCUCAUCUGUACGGCAGCUGUAAAAUAAACAGUCCCGUUACCCAAAGAAGCUGCAAGCCUACCCCACAUUUCCCAGUGUUAAUAGUGAUAGUGGAAAACGUAAUAAUAUUUAGACUGCAUUUCAGAAGGUAUUUCUCUAUUUCUCUUGACAGCCAUAGUGGCACUUGUUUUUCCUGAGCUGCUACUGUUCAUUUGUAAUCCUGUCUGCUUCCCCCAGUUCAUAAAAAUGUUUACAUUGAGAAUGUCUCCUGCUGGUGGUGCUUAAAGCUUCCUUUAUUGCUUCCCGAAUGUAAAUCUAUACUUCAGACUGGAGCCACAAUCAGACUGCAGUCAAAACCCCCCUUUUUUUCUUGAACAUGUAAUCUUUUCUUGACCAUGUGAAAAUUAAUUGUAAUUUGCUGCAGUUUAGCAAAUAUCAUGCUAUAAAUCUGAUAUACAGUAAUGUGUAAACUGUCAGAGUAAUGGAUUUACUUUGUGCUCAGAGCAGCAAAGGCUGAGGAGACGAUGUUUCACAUGAGCUCCAACCACCUUUACUCUAUGUUUGACAUUAAUAAUUCAUCUUUGAAGUUGUACUACAAUGUUAUAUAUCUCAAAACAGCUACUGUUGUGUCCAAAUUGUGUAUAGUGUUUUUGUAUAUAAAGAGUUAAACA
Pelmatolapia mariae (spotted tilapia) is the source of this 6875-nucleotide messenger RNA. It is a transcript of the gene phactr2, whose product is annotated as phosphatase and actin regulator 2. The record is from RefSeq and is a predicted model, not a curated record. The transcript is spliced from 13 exons. Gene Ontology annotation, molecular function: actin binding. The coding region runs from base 163 to 2079 and encodes 638 amino acids. Gene Ontology annotation, biological process: actin cytoskeleton organization. NCBI's taxonomy places the organism in Eukaryota, Metazoa, Chordata, Actinopteri, Cichliformes, Cichlidae.